AUGCCGCGACAGUCAAGUCGGUUCGACUGGGCUCAUUCAUCGAUAUUUCGUUGCUUUCACGUCUUAUUCUGGUGGUGGCUGAAUCCAAUACUUUCUUUGGGAUACAAACGUGAAUUAACAGAUGAAGAUCUUGAUGAUUUGUCACUGAACGAUCGCGGUUCCAUACUAUUAGAUAAGUUGAAUUAUUAUAGUGACAAUAACAUUUGGUUAACGAAUACAACGACAUGGUAUAUCAUUUUGCGUGCAUUUUGGAAACAAUGUGUUUUUGUAAUAUUUCUUUUGUUACCAUACAAUGCGUCACGUGUAGCACAACCACUUCUUCUUCGACAAAUUGUAUUAUAUAUAAUUGAUGAAAAAGGUCAAGCUUACACUGGCUAUUUGUAUGCGUUGGGCUUAUUUGCAUGUUCCGCAAUUCAGGCUUUUCUUCAUCAACAAGCUUAUUUUCGAACCACACGCAUGGGCAUGCGCGUUCGUAAUGCUUUAUCAGCAACAAUUUAUCGACGCUUACUGUCCUUGAGUACAGCUUCUUUACAGCAGUCGACUACGGCAGCACAGACAAUUAAUUUAGUUGCUAAUGAUGCCAGUAAAUUCGAAGAGUUUUGUCAAUACAUGCACUACCUUUGGGAAGCACCUCUGCAAGCUCUAAUUGCAUUUGGUUUGAUAUGGUGGUCGGUGGGAAUAUUACCGACAUUGUUUGGUUAUGGUGUACUUCUUCUUUUAAUACCUUUGCAAUUAGCUUUUGGUCGACAAUUCAGUCGAUAUCGAAAAACAACAAUGGCAUGUGCAGAUAAACGUGUACAGGCUGUCAACGAACUAGUCAAUGGAGCUCAAAUCGUGAAAAUGUACAAUUGGGAAAAAUCAAUGGAACAACGUGUCAUGAAUUUACGACAGAAUGAACUAGCCAGUAUUCUUCGUGCUAGCCGCUUACGAGCAAUUAAUAUGGGUUUAUAUUUCUCUUCGUUGCCAUUAAUUUCUUUGGCAACAUUUGGUGGUUAUUGGCUAAUGGGUUACGAAUUGAAACCAGUUGAUAUUUUUACUGCUUUGACAUUUUUUGGUUUGAUCCGAGUCCCCGUUACCAAUUAUUUGCCAGUCGCUAUCGAACGCUAUGCUGAAAUGAGAGCUGCCUCGAAACGUAUUGACGCAUUUAUGCGACUAACGAAAUUAGAAGAGCAUCCGCCGUCAAAUAUUCAAGGAGAAACAACAAUGAUAUCAAUGAAUAAUGCGUCAUUUCGAUGGACAGAAACAAGUUGUCUAACAAAUAUUACUAUCAAGGUUGAAAAAGAUUCAUUGGUAGGUGUAGUAGGGCCUGUUGGAGCAGGUAAAUCUUCAUUAUUAUCUGCCAUCUUGGGUGAAAUGACACUAAUCAACGGAGAUUUUCAAGUAUUUGGUUCGUUUGCAUAUGCAUCGCAAACACCAUGGAUAUUCGCUGAUACAAUUCGUGCAAAUAUUCUUCUCGGUAAACCAUUUGAUGAACAACGCUAUAUGAAUGUUAUUCAGGCUUGUUGUCUUGAUGCUGAUUUUGUUGCAUUUGGUGAAACUGGUGAUUUAACUAUCGUUGGUGAAAAAGGUGUUAAUGUUAGUGGUGGACAGAAAGCACGCAUUGCAUUAGCGAGAGCUCUAUAUACUGAUGCUGAUAUUUACCUAUUGGAUGAUCCACUAGCUGCUGUUGACCAUGAAGUCGCUCGACGCAUCUACGAUGAAUGUAUUGGGCCUAAUAGUUUAUUGAAACAUAAAACUCGCCUCCUCGUCACCCAUCAAACNGUUUCAAGAUCGAACUAUUUUAACUAUUGCUCAUCGACUGAAUACUGUUGCGAAAAGUGA
Adineta ricciae is the source of this 1821-nucleotide messenger RNA. NCBI's taxonomy places the organism in Eukaryota, Metazoa, Rotifera, Eurotatoria, Adinetida, Adinetidae. The record is from the annotation of a GenBank genome assembly.